AGCCCGUUUGUACACGUCAGUUUAAUAAUGGCAAUGUCACUGUACAUAUUACUUUCUAUGACCGCGGUUAAUCAUGUUCUGGGUGCAUCACUGUCUAUUUCUGGAUCUUCGUCUUAUGCAGUGUUGAAUCAGCCAUUUACCUUGACGUGUACAGUGACACAGGCUGCUGGUCUCAGUGGUGUUAUAUUAUUCAGUACUAAAACAACAGACACGUUUGCUUCCCUGGGGCAGAGUGGUGGUUCAUGUGCUGUGUUUAAUCCUCCCUUAGUACCUGGUUACUCUGUAUCCUGUGGCAGUGGAACAGACAGCAGCUCGUCCUCCACUAAGAAGUACCAUCUGAGGAUCAACAGAGCUGCAGAACGUGACGUUACAGACUGGUGGUGUAUACUGAGUUCAGCUGGAACACGCAGUAACACUUUAAGGCUGAAACUCAGCAGUGGUCCAGACUCUGUUACACUCAAUCCAUCAUCACCUGGGUCUGUAGCAGAAGGAGACAGUCUGACUGUGACGUGUGCUGCUACUGGUUGUAAUCCACCGUGUUCCAAUUCAUGGACUCUGGGAAAUCAGCGGAUCUUAGCUAACCUCUCUGUUAAAACUGACAAACAUCAACAGGAGUCAGACAGGGAAUGUUCUACAAGUGUUACAGUUGAUGAGCUGACUCCUAUGACUCUGAAAUGUUAUGUCACCAGCAAUCCAGGAUCUGAUAUCAAACUGUUGAACAACUCACAGACUCUGCGUGAAGUGACUAACUCUAAACAGGCUGAGUACACGUGGAACGAGGCUGGGUGUCUGGAUACAGGACACUACAGGUGUGAAGCGGGAAACAACAUCAAGUCAGCUGUCAGUGAAAGUGUGCAACUUGUUGUCACAUGUUCACCAAGACUAGACCAUCGAGUUCCAUUCCAGAAACAGUUUACAGCAGCAGAAGGUGGUGAUGUAACUCUGAAGAUAUCAGUGAUUGCCAACCCAACACCGACAUUCACCUGGUACAAACUGACUGAUGGAAACAAAAAUAGACUUGGCUUUGGAAGUUCGUCUACAACGGACGUAUCUGCUGUUGGGAACCUCACACUGGCAACUGUUCAGCAGGGAGAUAUUGGUACCUACCAGGUUGUUGUGUCUAAUGGAGCUAAAAACUCAGAUCUUGUGGUCAACCUGACACUUGAUGUAGCAGGUCCCCCAGAUGUUCCACCUGAUGUCACAGCAUGGGGCAACGGACCACACUCGAUCACAGUGGCUUGGGUAGAGGAAUUUAACGGAGGAUCAUCACAGACAUUUACUGUACAAUACCGAGCAGACACAUCACAGUGGACAAAUCUCACCGGGGUCAUUCCAGAAAAAGGUCGCAACACCAUCCAGAAAGCUUUCAUACCAAAUCUUCAACCAAAGAGGAGAUAUCUGAUGCGGGUUUUGGCUUACAAUAAAUAUGGAUACAAAGGUUUUACGGACGAACAGGAGGCUUUGACAUUGGAUGAAUCUCUUCUGCCAGCCUCAUCAAACAAAUUAAGCGGAGAAGGAAUUGCGGUAGGGAUUAUCAUUGGGAUUGCUGUUUCUGCCUUGGUAGUGGCUGUCUUUGUUAUUUUGUGGAGACGAGGUUUAGUGUGUGUCUCUUCAAAAUCAG
This is a messenger RNA of Gigantopelta aegis, 1621 nucleotides long. RefSeq names its product nephrin-like. Lineage: Eukaryota; Metazoa; Mollusca; Gastropoda; Neomphalida; Peltospiridae. The record is from RefSeq and is a predicted model, not a curated record. The transcript has 7 exons. The annotation marks the transcript as partial. Gene Ontology annotation, molecular function: cell adhesion molecule binding. Gene Ontology annotation, cellular component: cell-cell junction. Gene Ontology annotation, biological process: cell-cell adhesion.